GGUGCGCGCCUGGGCAGGGGUGAGGUCCAGGGCGUACGGAGCCCGGAGCAGCUGCCGCAGCUGCCGCGGCGACUCUCGGAGGAGAGGGAGAGGAGAAAAUGGACUUCGCCCGCUUCUGGCUAGGGCUGCUGCUGCCUUUGGUAGCCACGCUGGAUUUCGGCUACCACCACCAGAAGGACAUGGAAGAGUUUUUGAAGAGCGUGGCCCAAAACUACAGUUCUAUCACUCGUUUAUACAGUAUUGGGAAAUCCGUGAAAGGCAGAAAACUGUGGGUUCUUGCUGUGGGCCGCUUCCCAAAGGAGCACAGAAUUGGGAUUCCAGACUUCAAAUACGUGGCCAACAUGCACGGAGAUGAGACUGUUGGGCGGGAGCUGCUGCUCCAUUUAAUUGAACAUCUCGUAACCAAUGAUGGAAAAGAUGUUGAAAUCACGAAGUUAAUCAACAGUACCCGGAUACACUUCCUGCCUUCAAUGAACCCAGAUGGAUUUGAAGCUGUCGUAAAGCCUGACUGUUUUUACAGUAUUGGAAGGGAAAACAGUAACUACUAUGACCUGAAUAGAAACUUCCCAGAUGCUUUUGAAUUUAAUAACGUGUCCAGGCAGCCUGAAACUGCGGCCGUCAUGGAGUGGCUGAAAACGGAGACGUUCGUCCUCUCUGCCAACCUCCAUGGCGGCGCUCUGGUGGCCAGUUACCCGUUUGACAAUGGUGUUCCAGCAACUGGGACGUUAUACUCCCAUAGCAUAACCCCUGAUGACGAUGUUUUUCAAUACCUUGCACAUACCUAUGCUUCAAGAAAUCCCACCAUGAAGAAAGGAGAUCAGUGUAAAAAUAAAAUGAACUUUCCUAAUGGAAUCACAAAUGGCUACUCUUGGUAUCCACUCAAAGGUGGAAUGCAAGAUUACAACUAUGUCUGGGCCCAGUGUUUUGAAAUUACGUUGGAGCUGUCAUGCUGUAAAUAUCCUCAUGAGGAGAAGCUUCCAUUCUUCUGGAAUAAAAACAAAGCCUCAUUGAUUGAAUAUAUAAAACAAGUGCACCUAGGUGUAAAGGGUCAAGUUUUUGAUCAGAAUGGAACUCCAUUACCCAAUGUAAUUGUAGAAGUCCAAAACAGAAAACAUAUCUGCCCUUACAGAACCAACAUAUUUGGAGAGUAUUAUCUCCUUCUCUUGCCUGGGUCCUACAUAAUAAAUGUUACAGUCCCUGGGCAUGAUCCGUACCUCACAAAGGUGGUUAUUCCAGAAAAUUCCCAGAACUUCAGUGCUCUUAAAAAGGAUAUUUUACUUCCAUUCCGAGGGCACCUGGAUUCUCUCCUAGUAUCAUAUCCUUCAUGCUCUGAGACUCCUCUAUAUAGUGACUUGCCACGCGAUUCAGCUGCAACAAAGCCUGGUCUGUUCUUAUUUUUAGUGACUGUCUUUCACGUAUUUGUCAAAUAAACCAAAAUGUGAAACAUAACUCCCAUCACCACCUGGAAUCAGGGAUUACUCAUGCCAGGUUACUGCAACUCUCAGCUCCCUCUGUGGGACCCUGACUGAAUAAACUCCACAGCCCUUCCUAAGAAGAGAAAUGGUUGUUUCCAAAUCACAGCAAACUAUGUGUGGUGAUAACAAAAGGAAUGACAUAGUCUUGAUGAAUGGAAGACGCCUACCUUUCAAGUACUGUCCACUGAUGCUCAAUCUUGAAGUUGUCUUAGAAAGUUGUAAGCAAAACUUGAGAAUCAAGACAUAAGUUGCUGCAAGAAAAAAAUGGAGCUAAUUUUGUAUACAGAGAGCCAGAUGAAUAUAAACAAUGAAGAUGAACAUUCAUUGAUUGCUUACUAUAUAUAAAACCUUGUAAAUGCUAGAUGUGAGGAUAUAUAGUAAGUGCCAAAUAUGAUUAAUUCUCAGCACAUGGAGAAAUGAUAGCACUGGAAAUAUUUCAUUUCACAGAUGUUCUGAGGAAAUAGGAGAGAACAUCGGCAAAGCUGUCUCAGUGGCCCACAAAAACAGGGCCUGAUGGGAUGACAAGGUUGUAUCUAAAGAACCCCAAAAAAACAGGUCAGUUAAGUGUCCCUGCGUUUCUGCACUCAGAUGCCCCAUCAGAUAUGCUGAUGACACCCCAAUGUGUAAGUCCAGCCUCUUGCCAGAGCUUCAAACUCAAGUCCAACUUCCUGCUGUACAUAACCACCUGGAUAUGACCCACAGGUACCUCAAACACACAUAGAAAUCACACAUAUUUUUCUCCCUAGAGCUGCUCUUCCUCCUGUAUUUGUCCCAGUUACUGGUACCACCAGAUUAGAAACCUGAGACUCCUUGAUAGUUUCUUCUCCUCCCUCACCUCAUCCCAUAUAUUCAGUCAUUAAAGAUUGACGUUAAUUGUAAAUGUUGAUGGAUCUUCCCUCUCUCCAUGGCUAGUAACGUUGCCAAGUUUAGGCCACCAGAGCUAACUGGCACCACUGCAACAGCUGUCCUGGUCUCUCACGCCCAGCCUUCUCUUCAGGUCCAUCUUAUACAUGGCACUGGGGAAGACGGUCUACUCAA
Molecule: messenger RNA, 2513 nt
Organism: Hyaena hyaena (striped hyena)
Lineage: Eukaryota; Metazoa; Chordata; Mammalia; Carnivora; Hyaenidae
Gene: CPM
Product: carboxypeptidase M
Exons: 9
Coding region: 99-1430 (443 amino acids)
Biological process (GO): proteolysis
Cellular component (GO): cell surface
Molecular function (GO): metallocarboxypeptidase activity; zinc ion binding
Source: RefSeq, a predicted model, not a curated record